AGCAUAGUUUCAUUUCCUGCUCUUGAAUAUCUGGCUGAACUACUUAAGCUUAAUUUGUUAAACCCCAGUAAGUACCUAUCCCACAUGAUUUGACUCAGAGAUUCUCUUUCCUCCACAGGCAGUCAUCUCAGGAGCAGAAAGAACAGAGCUCCCAAAUGCUAUGUCUAUUCAUGGGCUCUCAAGAACAAUGGACUAUCAUCCUGAUUUAGAAAAUUUGGAUGAAGAUGGAUAUACUCAAUUACACUUCGACUCUCGAAGCAAUACCAGGAUAGCUGUUGUUUCAGAGAAAGGAUCUUGUGUUGCAUCUCCUCCUUGGCGCCUCAUUGCUGUGAUUUUGGGAAUCCUAUGCUUGGUGAUACUGGUGAUAGCUGUGGUCCUGGGUACCAUGGCUAUUUGGAGACCCAAUUCAGGAAGAAACUCAUUGGAGAAUGGCUACUUUCCAUCAAGAAAUAAAGAGAACCACAGUCAACCCACACAAUCACCUUUAGAAGAGAGUGUGACUCCUACCAAAGCUGUCAAAACCACAGGGGUUCUUUCCAGCCCUUGUCCUCCUAAUUGGAUUAUAUAUGAGAAGAGCUGUUACCUAUUCAGCCCGUCACUAAAUUCCUGGGAUGGAAGUAAAAGACAAUGCUCGCAACUGGGCUCUAAUCUCAUAAAGAUAGACAGCUCAAAGGAAUUGAUUUCAGAUCAGAACCACAGCUACCCAAGAAAACCCAUCUCCAAAUUGUGUAUGGAUUCAUGUGUCAGUCAUUUAUGACCAGCUGUGUAGUGUGCCUUCAUAUAGUAUUUGUGAGAAGAAGUUUUCAAUGUAAGGGGAAGGGUGAAGGAGGAAAGAGAAAUAUGUGAGCUAGUAAGGUGGACAGAAAAAGGAACAGAGAAGAGUAACAGCUGAGGUCAAAAUAAAUGCAGAAAAUGUUUAGUGAGCUUGGCAAACUGUAAUCUUAACCAAGAAAUUGAAGGGAGAGGCUGUGAUUUCUGUAUUUGUCGACCUACAGGUAGGCCAGUGUUAUUGUUCUACGUGCUAAAUCCCUAGACAUGGAAUCAGGGCAGCUAAGCUUGAAUUUUUUUUUUUUUUUUGAGAUAGGGUCUCACUUUGUCACCCAGGCUGGAGUGCGGUGGCACAAUCUCGGCUCACUGCAGCCAUCUCUUGCCUCAGCCCCCCCAAGUAGCUGGGACUACAGGUGCAUGUCACCAUACCAGGCUAAUUUUUGGUGUGUUUUUGUAGAGACUGGAUUUUGCCAUGUUGACCAAGCUGGUCUUGAACUCCUGGGCUCAAGUGAUCUGCCCACCUUGGCCUUCCAAAGUGCUGGGAUUACAGACAUGAGCCACCACACCUGGCACCAAGCUUGAAUUUUCAUUCUGCCAUUGACUUGGCAUUUACCUGGGGUAAACCAUAAGCAAGUCUUAAUUUCUGGCUCCAUCCGAGUUGUUUUUGUGCUCAACAAUGCCAUUGACGUGCAUGGUGUGUUGCCAUGAUUUGACCCUCAACUUCUAGCAGUAUAUCAGAUAUGAACUGAGGGUGAAAUAUAUUUCUGAAUAGCUAAAUGAAGAAAUGGGAAAAAAUCUUCACCACAAUCAGAGCAAUUUUAUUAUUUUCAUCGAUCUGAUCAUAAUUAUGAUUAUCAUCUUUAAAAAGCAGGAACUCCUGCUUUUUCUUUAUCAGUUAAAUAACCCAGAGAGUACAUCUGCUGUAUCUCUAAUAGAAUCUUGUAUAAUAUGUAAUUGUAGGGAAACUGCUCUCAUAGGAAAGUUUUCUGCUUUUUAAAUACAAAAAUACAUAGAAAUACAUAAAAUCUGAUGAUGAAUAUAAAAAAGUAACCAGUCUCAUUGGAACAAGUGUUAACAUUUUGGAAUAUGAAACAUGUUUUAUUAGUUUUGUGAUGUACUGUUUUAUAAUUUUGACUUUUUUCAUUAAUUACUGUAAAAUGGUAUUAUUGGAAUGAAACUAUAUUUCCUCAUGUGCUGAUUUGUCUUAUUUUUUUUCAUACUUUCCCACUGGUGCUAUUUUUAUUUCCAAUGGAUAUUUCUAUAUUACUGGUGAGGCAUUUAUAGUCCUCUAAUGUUGAUUAAUAUGUGAAAAGAAAUUGUACCAAUGUCACUAAAUUAUUCACUUUAAAAUGGCUGUUUUUAUGUUAUGUGCAUUUCAUUUCAAUAAAAAAAACUCUUAUUAAAAAA
This is a messenger RNA of Macaca mulatta (Rhesus monkey), 2175 nucleotides long. RefSeq names its product C-type lectin domain containing 7A (gene CLEC7A). Gene Ontology annotation, cellular component: cell surface. NCBI's taxonomy places the organism in Eukaryota, Metazoa, Chordata, Mammalia, Primates, Cercopithecidae. The record is from RefSeq and is a predicted model, not a curated record. Gene Ontology annotation, biological process: regulation of canonical NF-kappaB signal transduction; cellular response to molecule of fungal origin; phagocytosis, recognition. Gene Ontology annotation, molecular function: pattern recognition receptor activity; (1->3)-beta-D-glucan binding.